Messenger RNA from Fusarium oxysporum Fo47, 1977 nucleotides. RefSeq lists its product as uncharacterized. The record is from RefSeq and is a predicted model, not a curated record. Lineage: Eukaryota; Fungi; Ascomycota; Sordariomycetes; Hypocreales; Nectriaceae. The transcript has 3 exons. Bases 1 to 1977 code for a protein of 658 amino acids.
AUGACCUUGAAGGUUGGAAUCAUUGGUGCCGGCAUCGUCUCGAUUACAAACUCGUGUGCUCAUCGGGUGUUGCAUGUGCGGUACCGCACCACAUUUUUUGAAUUACGCUCGUCAGCAAGUUCGUGCCGUCUUUGCUGUCUUUAUAGAGAUAUUGUCUUGGAUUGUGUAAGAGGUCACCUCCCUGGAAUCUCAGAGGCAUUGUUCAAGGACGAAGCUGAGGAGAAGUUGAAACUUGAGGAAUUGGUCGUGACAAAACGUUAUGAUUGUCUUACCAUCCAAGUAAAAGAACAAGAAGUCACUUUUGAUGUAUUUAUGGACGGAAAGGCGGAUGCCUUCGAAGUUGUAGGAGAGCGUUUUGGCAGAAGCUACCGUGUUGGGCGAUAUACGAACUCGAGGGAAAGUUUUGAACGCGCAAGAGAAUGGUUAUCCGAGUGCUUGGCCGGGCACGCCUGUCCUAGGCCCAUUACUACAGGAGUACCACUACCAAAAAGGCUGCUUAUGGUUGAGGGCGCUCUCGAUGACCCUGUCAGAUUGAUAGAGACCGGAGGAGAUGAGCUCCCUUACGUCUGCCUGAGCCAUCGCUGGGGCGAUCCUAGAAACAAACAGCUCAAAACAACUGCACAGACAGUCAAAAGCCACAUGAAGAAGAUCGAGUGGAUGGACCUGCCCGCUACAUUCCUGGAUGCUGUAACGGUUUGCCGGUCAAUGGAUGUUAAAUAUCUUUGGAUUGAUAGCUUGUGUAUUCUACAAAGCUUUGCAGAAAUAACACCUGACGAGCUCAAAGUCACUAGGCAGGACUUUGCUCAAGAGAACUCUACAAUGGCGAGGACGUAUCAAAACUCCCAUUUUACCAUCUCCGCUGACCUCUCGGACCACAUGGACAGUGGCUUCUUUUCCAGAGAUCCCGUUAAUGAGUAUAGAAAGGAAGUUACCACCGAUAACGGGGAUCAAGCAUUUGGAUACAUCAGGGAGUCCAUCAAUCACUACCAAGAUGAUAUCCCAUGUCUGGAGACACGCGGCUGGACUCUGCAGGAAUUCCUCCUUCCCCCACGCGUGCUUCACUUUGGCGAGUUCGACAUUGCCUGGAGAUGCAAAACACGAAUCACUUGCGAAUGCGGGCAUCUAGACAGACAAGAGACAAAGCAGUUGCCCUGGCAUCGAUUUCACAUGACUGAAGAAGCUGCCAAAGCUCCCCCGGAUGACUCAGAAGGUGCUCUCGAGCGGUGGGAGCAGGUAGUUCACGAAUACACAAGCCGCCAAUUGACCAACGCCUCUGAUAAGCUUCCGGCGUUAUCAGGCCUAGCUCAACAGCGAAAGCAAGUUAGAGGCGGUGUCUAUCUCGCGGGAUUGUGGCAAGACUCGCUUCUCCAUGAUCUCUGCCGGUACCAUGUCUCUAAUUACAACGUGGCAACUUCAGGUGGUGUAGGCCACAGACCUCCGUAUUACCGUGCGCCUUCAUGGUCUUGGGCCGCUGUUGAUACUGAUUCAGGCUGUAGCUGGUGGUGGCCCGGGUCAAUCUGGCUUCAUCCGAUUCAGUCAACCAAGGGGCCAAAACAGGCAUGCGUUAUCCUGGAAGUAAGCUGUGAGCCUGCAACGACUGAUCCCACGGGCGAGGUCCGAAGGGGAUUCCUGGAUAUCAAGACGUCGUUGACAUCAGCUGAGAUCUGCCGGGAUCCUGAAGGGGAGGUUUUGUGGACCAUCCACAGACUUGACCCUUCACUCAGAAAAGGAUUCUUCAAGCCUGAUUGCGUGCUUGAGGACGAUGGUCUGAAAUUUGGAGAUCAGGUGUUUUGUGCCCCGAUCGCUGGGAUCACAAACUCUCGUAGGGUUGACAGCGAUACAUACCAACGAGUCGGCUUUUGCACUAUCAAUGCAAAGCAUAAGAGUGUUGGCUCUUCUCAGGAAGAUACUAUGGCUUCUGAUCUGGAGACUUUUGCGUGGCCGGACAGUGCACAGGUGCGGAUCAGAAUCGUAUAA